UUAUAUUGGCACUGUAAUAUCAGUGGCAUUCGCACAAUGGAAGAGCAGGAGGUGAACAAGAUCGAGUGCAUGGAAUUAUUGGAAGUCUCAUCCGAGAAAAAUGGGGCGAAAAUUAUAUUCGCCACUGACGACUUUUUCGGUGUGGCUGAAAAUCUGCUCAAGGAGGAGGAACCUGUGUGGAAGGAGGGCGAGUACACAAGUUUCGGCAAGUGGAUGGACGGAUGGGAGACUCGGAGGAAACGAAAAGCAGGAAACGAUUACGUAAUUAUCGCGUUAGCAGCCGAGACGCAGGUAUCACACGUUUGCGUAGACACCUGUUUCUUCACCGGCAAUUUUCCACCCAAGUUCUCUGUACGCGGUGACAAGUUGUCGGCAGAGGCGUGGUGUCAGAACCGGGACGGUAAACUAGGCGGCGAAGCGUGCGAGGAUGAUUACGAACGCGUCUCUUCUCUUCACUCGGAGAACUGGCCAGUCCUGAUUCCGACGCAGAAACUGGAGGCCGGUUACCCAUAUACACGUAAGAAAUUCUUCAAGGUAUCUGCGAGCAGAAUGUUUACUCAUUUGCGGCUUGACAUCUUCCCGGACGGCGGUGUCGCCAGGUUACGCGUUUACGGAGUGACGAAACAUGUAAUAAAAUCGAUUGCUAAAGUAGACGCAAGUAGCGACGCUUUCGCCGCGGACACGAUAUCAUCAGAGAUCGAUCUGGUCUCCAGAAUAAACGACGGCGGCUGCGUGGACUACAGUAAUGCUCAUUAUGGGCAUCCUAAUAACGUAAUAAAAUCCGGGAAAGCGACGAGCAUGGCCGACGGAUGGGAAACCGCAAGACAUUACGACAGAUCCCUCACUGUUGAAGUUACGGAUGCAGAUCUGCAGAUGCCAGGGUGCGAGUGGGCUGUAUUUAAAUUGGGACACACCGGUGACGUCAAAUUUACCAAGGUUGUAGUCGAUACGGCAUACUUCAAGGGAAAUUCUCCAUACAGCGUGAAAGUGGAGGGAGGCUACGUUUCCGCACCGAAUUCAAUUCCGUCACAGUGGAAAGCUGUCGUGCCUUUUCGAAGAAUUAGUCCCGAUUGCGAGAACGAGUUUUCCGUCGAGAGAGAGUGGGACUACGUGUCUCAUGUAAAAGUGACAAUUACGCCGGACGGUGGUUUAUCGAGGCUACGAAUUUUUGGUAAACUGCGCAAAAUCUAGUCGAACUCGAGCAGCACUCUUUAUUGAUUUCAAUCUCUACGUCCUCGCUUUCUAUCUCGUGUCCUUGUGUCUCCGACAACUGCUUACUUCAUAUUUACUACACCCAACUCUGUUUAUUGUUUGACAUAAAUAUAAGAAACGUUACAGUGAUCGAGUUUAUCGAGAUAAAAACUCAGAAAAGAAGCUACUGAUACUCGUCGCACAAUGACUUUAAGAAUGUCAUUUAAAAAGUAAUCGAAUAAUAAAAUGGCCAGUAAUUUCCUUGGAAUGUGGAAUUAGAAAUGUGAAUUCUAUUUCAUUAACCCUGCAGAUUCCACCAAAUUUGAAGGACCAUAUAAUGAAGAAUCUCAAGAUAUAACAUUAUACACGGGGAAAAUAUUGUAAAAAACUACGUUAAAAUUGUAUUUCUCUUUCCAACUGUUUUUUGUAAAACUGAGUUAUACUAAAAUUGCAGUAUAAACUUCCAGACAACACAAAUCCCAAAAGAGAUGUCUAAAAGAAAUAGAAUGCUUUUUGAACGUCUUUAAUGGGAUGCCAAAAUGGAUGACAAACUCCAAAAAGAUCGAUAAAUUAAAGCCUAUCGUUACUAACACAAGCGCGUUAUUAUUUUCGUACUUCUAUAUAAAUCUAUAAAUGUGUCUAUCUAUAUCUGCUUUAUUUUAUCACGCUAAUAGGAGACAUAACGACGCACAUAUAUAAAAAUCUUUUUCUUUCUGACGCACAUAUAUAAAAACUUUUCUUAUAUUUUUAAGCUCCACUGAGUUGCAAAAACACGUUCUUUGAAGUUUUUGUUAGCGAAACAAACACACACCUGCGGCACGUACAAGCUCUGCAGAACUUUCUGUAUCAAGCAAUAAAUAUUAACGCAAACAGCUCAA
Molecule: messenger RNA, 2069 nt
Organism: Odontomachus brunneus
Lineage: Eukaryota; Metazoa; Arthropoda; Insecta; Hymenoptera; Formicidae
Product: probable allantoicase
Exons: 7
Coding region: 37-1191 (384 amino acids)
Biological process (GO): allantoin catabolic process
Molecular function (GO): allantoicase activity
Source: RefSeq, a predicted model, not a curated record